AUGUCGACUACGCCGACCAGUCUGUUAUCGGACUCGCUCCAGCUCGAUGACACAGCAUCUCAGCAGGCCCGGUCCGGCUGUCUUCCCAAUGGCGUCUACGUCCCCAUGCUCGCCUUCUUCACCUCGUCUGACGAAAUCGACGUCCCGGCAACUCAGCGGCACACAGCACGCCUCGUAGCUGCGGGCGUGAGCGGGCUCGUUGUUCACGGCUCCAACGGAGAGGCUGUCCACAUGUCGCGGCGUGAGCGACGUUCCGUCAUCGAGGCUGUGGCCGACGCCGUUAGGCACGAGACCGACAGCCAUGCCCCGGUGCCCAUCAUUGCUGGCUGCGGCGCCCAGUCGCUGCGGGAGACGGUAGAGCUUUGUCAGGAGGCCAAGGAUGCCGGCGCCACGCACGCCCUCAUCCUGCCGCCCGGAUACUACGCCGGAAUCCUGAACAAGGACGCCAUCGUCACCUACUUCCACGACGUGGCCGAUCGCUCGCCCAUCCCCGUGCUCAUUUACAACUUCCCCGCGGCCGCCAACGGCGUCGACCUCGACUCGGACACACUGCUCUGCAUUGCCGCUCACCCCCGCGUCGUCGGCGUCAAGCUCACCUGCGGUAACACUGGCAAGCUGGCCCGCAUGGUGGCCGAGUCGCCCAAGAUUCGAGGCGGCUGCGACGACUUCUUUGUGGCCGGAGGCAGCGCCGAUUUCAUCCUCCAGGGCCUCGUGGUGGGGGGCCACGGCACUAUCAGCGGCUUCGCAAACCUGGCCCCGAGAGCCUGUGUGAAAAUCUGCGACCUGUACGAGCAGGGGAGACUGAAGGAGGCGCGCGAGCUGCAGCACGAGGUGGCCAAAGCCGACUGGCUAGCCAUCCGCUACGGCUUUGUGGGCGUCAAGGCCGCGAUGCCAAUCUUCCACGGCGCGGGAGAGGCUUCGUGCGCCGAGCCUCGCCGCCCCUUCACCAGGCUGGACGAGAACGGCACGGCGGUCAAGGAGAUUGAGCAGGGCAUGUCUGGUGCGUUGGCCAUCGAGGCCACGCUGGCUGCCGCGGCGGCCAGCGAGUGA
Messenger RNA from Lasiosphaeria miniovina, 1050 nucleotides. RefSeq lists its product as uncharacterized. Gene Ontology annotation, molecular function: 4-hydroxy-tetrahydrodipicolinate synthase activity. Lineage: Eukaryota; Fungi; Ascomycota; Sordariomycetes; Sordariales; Lasiosphaeriaceae. The transcript has a single exon. The record is from RefSeq and is a predicted model, not a curated record. The coding region runs from base 1 to 1050 and encodes 349 amino acids.